AUGGCUAGUAAUAUCGCCGUAUUCUGCCGUGUCAAUCGUUUGUUUUAUGAACUAUCAGCUCCAGUUCUCUAUCGGGAGAUCAUCGUUUGCGGCAAUAGAAACUUUCUCCUCCAAAUUUUCCCCUUCCUUUCCCGCGUACAACGUCACUCGGUGCGCAUACUGGUAGCUGAGAAUGAUAUCCCAAUAACCCGACAACUCGAUGAGCUCCUCCGUGCACCGGCGAAUCGAAUGGUGAAUCCAGGAUGGGUGCAAAAGCUUAAAAUAUUCGGUGGCUAUAACAUAACACCAGAGGCAGCCGUAUUAUGGCCGCUUCUCAAUGAAGCUACACGAGAGAUGGUAAAUAUAGAGAAAGUUAUUUGGGAGCCGUCAGAUGGGAGCACUUAUUUAGCGAAUAUAAUCGGCGGACUCCCGAACCUCAUUCAUAUCGCCUGCUCCGCAAACGGCCCCAUGUGUGCCCCACAUUUGGAGUCAAGCUUUCAAGACGUUAGACUCAAAUCACUUACUGUGUACUGUGAUGGCACCGACGACGGCGAAACGGCAAAUGUUGGUGGCCAAAGGAAUCUCAUACGCCCAUCUGCUGGAAGCCUUGAAACCUUGCACCUGACGUUCCGUAGGGUUGGUGUUAUUAACGCCGAGGAACACAUCGUGAAAAUGCUUAGGGGUACUGUAUCGAUUGAUAUGCUGAAGCAUCUUCGCCUUGGCUUUUUCAAGUUGACCACUAUAAUAGCUCUAGCAAAGGUCGUAAGGUUUAGUGCCCUGGAGUCACUGCAACUGGUACAUGAAACUGUUUGCCCUGGUCUUCCAGCUGGCCUACUAAGAACUGGCCGCCUUUCAACUCUGACAACUCUGAGUGCUACCCUGUGCCCGAGUCAAGUGCUAGAGAUUAUAAAUGCAUGUGAUAGAUUGAGAAAAUUGUACGUAUUAUAUCACAGAGAGAUCGACCCGAAUGCGGACGUGAUCAAUGCGGUAGAUAUUGUCGAGGUAGUAGGAAAGCAUGGAGAUACGUUGAAGGUAUUGUGUCUAUGCGAGGGCUAUAGAAAUAGGGCAUCGGCACUGACUAUGCACUGUCGCGAUAUUGUGAAACUCACUCAAGUGUGUCCAGAAUUAGAGGAGCUUAGAAUUGGUGUGAGAAUGGAAGAAUACACCAACACACCCUCAAAGUUUCGUGAGCUCCAACACCUCAAACAUCUUUACGUGGAGCUAUUUGGAAUCGAUAAUCGGAACUGGUUUUCAGAGCCUGGUUAUGCGGAUGACAUCACCCCUCUUUGCCCUUCAUGGUUAAUACAAACCGAAACGGUCGACGGGGAUCCUGAAGAGGAAUCUGAGGGGUCAAGAUCUCAGAUCACUCACUUGGAGAUUGGCAUGUGCUUAAUGCUCAUUUCCUUCAAGGCGCUUCCAUUGACAUUUUCCAUCGCGUCUUACGGAGUUUUAGCUAACAACCCGGACUUGCGUCUCUCGCAAACCUACCGAAUCACCAAAGGUGUCUCUCCUUGUAAUCCUCAAGAAAGUUUGGGCGACGGUGUUAUGUUUUGUGGUCACCGCGGAAAUAUGUGUGGUGUCCACUGGCGUGCUCCACAGGGUUUUCGGUAUGCGCUCAUGAACUAUGACGGGCAUCCUUUUCAGGCAGAGGUGUUGAAAAUCCCUGGAAACUACGAGCCUGGUACCGUGGGUAGUUGGGUUACGGCGUUUAAAGCUUCAUGUCUUCGCAAUAUUGAGUGCGAGAUACCAUUGUUCUAG
Morchella sextelata is the source of this 1737-nucleotide messenger RNA. RefSeq lists its product as uncharacterized. The record is from RefSeq and is a predicted model, not a curated record. The transcript is spliced from 2 exons. Bases 1 to 1737 code for a protein of 578 amino acids. NCBI's taxonomy places the organism in Eukaryota, Fungi, Ascomycota, Pezizomycetes, Pezizales, Morchellaceae.